This is a messenger RNA of Aedes albopictus (Asian tiger mosquito), 14523 nucleotides long. RefSeq lists its product as uncharacterized. The record is from RefSeq and is a predicted model, not a curated record. NCBI's taxonomy places the organism in Eukaryota, Metazoa, Arthropoda, Insecta, Diptera, Culicidae. The transcript has 6 exons. Gene Ontology annotation, biological process: regulation of DNA-templated transcription. Gene Ontology annotation, molecular function: RNA polymerase II cis-regulatory region sequence-specific DNA binding; DNA-binding transcription factor activity, RNA polymerase II-specific. Bases 2490 to 4706 code for a protein of 738 amino acids.
CACCGUAACGGUGAGUGCCACCCACCGUCGUCGAUCGCGUCGAACGAUCGAUGCGAUGGAAGAGAGUGAGUGCCACCAUCAGCAUCAGAACCACCCACCCCCAACUCCUCUCGCGCGUGGUGGAGCGAAGUUCCACCGAGAUGCUGUCGCGUCGUCGUCCAACUGGUGUCGCGCAAAUCUCACCGUCGUCGUCGUCGUCGGUCGUUGAUCGUUGAUCGUCUCGGCAAUCGUCUCCUCUCGCAAGUGAGCAAGCAGCGCAGCGGCGGGGGCAUCCAUCCAGUCGGGUUCCAACGGGCCGAAUAGUGUAUUAGUCGGUCAGUCGGUCUAGAGGUACGACAUCGGCAUAACGCGCGCCCCCCUCGUUCGAUCUUGUUGUGUGUGAUUCCUCUCCUAGUGGCGGAGUGGUUUGUGCAGAGACUAGGGUACUAGGCGCUCGAUUGCUUGACAACAACAAGUUCUUCUCGCCAGAAGUCCGUCGGGUUUGGGUCGGCUCAACAGUGCGCGGAAGAUCGCGAUCAUCCGGGUUGUCUCCUGAAGCGACGACGAUUGUUUAGUAGCUGAAUGGGAUCGGGAAUCGGAAGACUUGAUCGAGGUAGUCAGUGACGAACCUGAUCGCGAAUGGGAUUUUGUGUGUUCAAAUUGAUAGAUGCUAAGGUCUAUUGUGUGAAGUUUUUAUUCUCAGUGUGUGUUCUACCUAGAUCCGUUAGAUCUUUUUUAGACAAGUAUUGUAAUCACGGUGAGAUUUUGAGUGUUCAAGCGAAGAGGCGCUGAUUACGUUCGAGGAAAUUUUCGGUCGAAGCCGAAUCGUGCCAGAAUCGAUCGGAUUGCAACUGAAGCAAAACAGUUUUAGUGAAAAGUUUCGCCCUAGCCAGCCGAUAGAAAGGGGGAGAGUUUUUUCCUUACGUUUGGUGCGCAAGUGUGGUAACGAAAAAAAAAACGUAGUUCAUUAAUUAAUUUUACUCUGUCGAGUGGAAAAUUAUAUGUAAAUUUCUUGCGGCCUGCGAGCUCGCCAAGUGAACGAAAAAUAGCUACGAGACGGCGUCGGCGGCCGGUGAAGGCCCGCCAGAGCUUCGGUUUCAGCAUGAAAGAAGGUGAUGAGUAAAUAAAACAGAAGCGCUCUGUGAAACAGUUGGAUGGUCGGUGAAAAGUUUGAUCGUAUCGAUAACGAGACAAGUGGUGGUAGAAGCGAAACACAAUACCGGGAAAGUCCCCCGGCUCCUAAAUAAAUCAUCUCCCACCGAUGACGACGAUUGCGACUGCGACGACUCGGAAGACACGGAAGAAGAUUCAGGAAAAAUAACCCCCGGAUUUGUUUCAGUGUGGGCUUUGCUUGCCGCUUCAGCGCAGAAAAGAAAUAUUAAAAUUAGAUGAUCUGCCCCGGUGGAUCUCUUGACGGGAGGUGAAAACGGAAACAAGUGAGACAACUCUCGACCCCGAAGAGCCGCGGAGUGAUUAUCGCCUAGGCGUCCCGAAAAAAAAGCCAUCAUUUAGUGAGAAAGCCAUGUGAAUGAUCGUCCGUCGUCCGUCGCAGUAUAGAAGAAGAAAUUUACAGUUAAUCGCCGAUCCGCGUCGCACAACACAUCCACGACUCGACUUAGAGACGUCGACCAAAACGACGACGACACGCGGGAUUUGAGAUUUGUUUUCGUGUCUCUCUAGAUUCGUCUCAUCGGGAUCAACCGAAGCGCAGUGAAUCGAAUUAGAGAAAGAGAGCCAUAAUAAGCGCAGGGAAAAGUAGUGCGACAUUUGUGACAAGUGUCAAGUGACAAGUGCGUGUGUUGACCCAUCCGUCCAUUCGUCCGUCCUGUUGUUGUCGUCUUCCUCGUGGAUUAACUGUUGGCACUAAGCUGCGGGGCUCUCUAUCGGCGAAGUUGGCGGUAUUUAUCAUCCGGAAUCUCUCCACACAGUGCAGUAGUGACCCCCGGACAACAAGACCAACAACCAGAGCAGUCAGUCAGCCAGUCAGCCAGCGGUUGACCAAGUGAGACCGACACGAGCAUCCAAUAAGGUCCACAUGAAAUGACAAUUUAUGAUCUCAACUCGUGCUGUCACCGAUGUUGCCUUCUGCGCGUCCUCACCGAAGCUAACUGCAACGAAUUACGAUGAUCGCCAACUGAUCGCGCCCGUAUCAGCUCAACCGAAAAAUGCAUCACUGCCAUCAAUUGCCACCGCCAAUCAGCACCACCAACAGAAGCAGCAAACACAACAACAACAACAACAACUUCACCAAAGCAACCACGUCCUUCGGCGGCCGGGCUACUGCGACCACUCGGCAACGACGUCGUUAAUUUCAACCAAACCCUUUUUCGGCGGCCUGCUACGCCCCGAAUCCUCGCGUAUCAAUUUAAAAACAUUUAAAUUUUGCGUAAUCUCCUCUCGGGCCGCCGCUGCGCGCAAAAGAAGGCCGUUUAGUCGUCCGGAGUAAUCUGGUGCAGCCGCCGCCGCCACCAGUUUCAGACCUCGGCCGCAAAGUGCAAUCGGACAUAUUUAUGUUGGAAAUCAUCACGAAUGGCAUAAUGACUUCAUCGGGCAUGGACAUAAGUGAAUCGUUUCGACCCGAGGAUCUGGGAAAGACAGACUUUUUCGACUUUGUCAGCGGAGGAGGGGCCGCCGCCGCAGCAGCAGCUGCCUCCGCCUCCGGGGACAUGACCGCCGCCAACGGAAGGUCUUCGACAUCGACGGCCAGCAGCACAACGACCGCGGUGACGUUAACGGGCAGCACGGCGACAGGAGGACAGCCCAGCGUUCCGUCGGCUGCCGAUCGACCGCCGGGAACGGGCGGAGGCGGUCCCAAAAAUGCCGGCCCGGAAACCCUUAAUGGAAGCCAGUCCGCCACCACCAGCAGCAGCAGCAGCAGUACCAGCGGGAAUGGCUCCAGCAGCAAUGGGAACAAUGUCCCUGCCAGCAAUCAGCAACCGCUGCAAGGAUUCGAUCAGUUUUGGGGACCCGAUAAAGACGUUAACCGGCUCGAUCAAUCGAUGUUCGACGACAUGAAUCGCUACUGUUGGAUACAGCAGCAAAACAACGGUCAACAGCCGGUGGGCUCCAUCAGCAACUCCGUAACCGAUACGGAUGGACAGAUCUACACCCUCACGGUGCUCAACGGCGCUCCGGAGCCAUGGGUUCUCCGAAAGGAUCCCACCCCAACGGAGCCACCUCCUCCGGCGUCCAACCUCGAUCUCGACACCAUCCUCGGAGGCUUCCCGGGCUACGUCAAGACCGAGUGCUUCUCCUACGAUGACAGUGGCUUCGGCACCGAUCAUCACUCCAAGGAAGAUCCUCAGCAGCAACUGCUAACCCAGCAACAGCAGCAGCACCUUCACCAGCAAGUACAACAAAUACCGGUCUCGUCGACCAACAUCGUCCUGUCCAACAACCUGAUGGACCCGAACAGUGUGAUAGCCUAUCAGAACAACAACAACGACUGGCAGAUGUCGGACCACAAUGUGAUAGAGCACGAAACUCCAGAGUCCCUGCUCCGAAGUGCCCUGCAAGGCAAGGGCUAUACCAAGGGAACGCCCGUCACGCUACAAAACGGUAUCACGGUAAUACCAGCCGGGCAGAUCAAAGAAGAGGAUCUAAGGCGAGUCCUCUACACCAGCGACGCCGACACGCUAGCCUACGCAGACUCGACUCUCGCGAACCCUCUCUUCGAGGAUUCCACCCUGCACUCACCCAACUCGAACCACCCGCACCAACACCAACCUCAUCCUGCCAGCAUGGGCGGUGGCGGCUCGAUCGGCGAUCUCGGCUCGGGAGUCGUCGUAGACGACGACAUGUUCCUCACCCUGGAGCCCAGCUUCACCGAAGACUACGAAAAGCUGAAACGGAUCGCUUCCGAAGUUCAGCAAUUCUGCACCGAUAACAACAACUACACCGAAAUCAUCGUCGAAUCCGCUGCCAUCAACCACCAACAUCAGAAUCCUAGCCUUAUCAGUAGUAAUAACGGUAACCAGAACCUAGUGAUAUCCAGCGUCAACAGCGGCGCCGGCCACCACGCGAUAUCGACGACCACCUCGUCCGACGUGGUGACCACCACCUCAACCACUAAGGUGAAAGCCCCUCGGUCAUCCAAGAAGUACAAGCGAUCUCUCACCAGCAGUAGUGCCAACUCCACCACUACCAACAACAACAAUAGCAUAGCCAACAACAAUAACAACACCAGCAUGAGCAACCUGAACACCCCUUCGGCGGCGUCGAUACUCAGCUCAACCAAUCACAGCCCGAGCACCAACAACCCCAGCCCGACGCACUGCAACGGCCAGCGAAAGGAGCGAUCACUCCACUACUGCUCCAUCUGCUCCAAGGGCUUCAAGGACAAGUACUCCGUCAACGUGCACAUCCGGACGCACACUGGCGAGAAACCCUUCGCCUGCUCGCUUUGCGGCAAGAGCUUCCGCCAGAAGGCACACCUGGCCAAGCACUACCAAACGCACAUGGCCCAGAAGAACCCCUCCGGAAGCGUCAAGUCCAGCAAAUCCAGCCGAGCAGCAGCGGAACAGGCGGCGGCGGCUGCGGCAGCAGCAGCAGCCGCCCAACAGCAAGCCGGUCCUCCGCAGUUGCCGUCCUCACCGGUGUCGGUGCAGCAACAGCAGCAGCAGCCAACGCUUCUCCCGCCACUGCAAUCCGUUCAACAACAGGUCCAACAGGCCUCCGUUGGACAAUCGAUCCUACUCAACACUGCCACCAUCGUCGCCGGUCGGUAAUGGCCCACCGCUCCCGGACUUCGAAACACAGACAGACACAGACGCUCACUGCCUGCGCAGUAUACAAUACUGCUUCCUUCGCCUCCUUCACAGAUGGAUCUUGGAUGUUUGUUGGAAGUUUAGUUCUAGGUUCCUUUAGGUUCAUCACCGAGAGCGAUCGUUUUCGGAUCAUAGGAGGCGAAACAAGACGCCACCAAUCACAGCAUGUAUUCAGUAGAUAAAGAACGCCAUUGUUUGAACGAGAAGUGUUGCCAGUCUGACGGGGUUAAGAAUGUUGUCACAGAUCAUCACAGGUAUUCAAGUUUUAAAAUUUCGAAAACAAGUCGAAAAGGUUGUUUUGUAUGAAAUAUUGUGCAUUUAAUUCAUAAUUGCGAAAACGUAAAUGAAAGUGAGCGAUUGCAUCACAUCGAGUUGGUGUCUAUUUCUGUGCACAAUUUCUGCGGUCUAUGCUGAAUAAGUGCUCUGAAGACAUCAAGUUGAUUUGAUGCAAUCACGCACUUUUAUAGACGUUUUCGCACUCGUGAAAACUUGUGCGAUAGUCCACUGGUGAACUAAAUGCGCUAUACGUGGGAAUGUAUCUUGAAGUUAACAUGAAGUUUGCAUUUGGUCGCCCUUCCGAAAUUUGGAACAUUAUUCUAACAACAUUCUAUCUUCGGGGAGAUCGUAGCAGAGUGUGCGCGCGAGUGGCUGCGCUUUCAAAACUGCCACGCGCUUUCUUUGUUCCAUGUUGUUUCCAAUACAGCCGACCGAAUUGAGAAACGGCUGCAAGGAUGGGAACACUCACUUGCAAAGAGUUACACUCACUUGCAGUUUUCUCAGCUCAGAAGCGUGAAAUAAAAAAAAACGAUGUAUGGACGACUUUUGCCUUGGGAUUUUGCCUAAAAGUUUGCCGAAUAGAGUAGGGGUCGCACACGCAUGCCGAAUUCGUGAGUGAGUUGCGACGGCAACUCUCCACGAGGUGAAUUUAACAGCUCUAUCACGACUUUUGGGUUUGUAAGCGACCCCUACUCUAUUCGACAAAGUUUGAGACAAAACCACAAGACAAAAGUCGUCCAUAUAUCGUUUCUUGAUUGCACACUUCUGAGCUGAGAAAAUAGCAAGUGAGUGUAAUUCUUUGCAAGUGAGUGUUCCCAUCCCUGAACGGCUGGUGGUGCUUGAAAAUUGAUCUUCAGUGUUCGACAUUUUUCUCUUACCUGUCAAUUUAGUCGAUUGUUGUGAGAGUUUGUCUUUUCCCCAUCGGGGUGCCGAAAUGUUCCGUCGACUCUACAUUCUUCAUCCAGUAUCUCAAGGCUGUUUCGACCACCCAAUCACUCCAACUCAAGUGUCCAAUUCAUCAUGCCUAAGCAUAUUUUAUGCAGGUGAUUAUUAUUCAUUUUCUGGGCCCAUAACCUGUUGUAUAUCUUCCCAAUACCACACAAUACAACGACGACAUUCCUCCACGAUCUAUGAAAACAGUUAUUGUCUGUUCUAAAAUCUUUCCAUAGACUUAGUCGUUUUCUUACCAAGGACUAUCGUACCUUGAAGAUCAUCACUUCAGUGUCUACUUCCUCCAUUUAGCUUCGCAUCCUUGAAUAGCUUCGAAGCUACGAACUACUUUUAUAUAGCUUUAUAUAAACCCAAGAACGAUGCUUUGGUAUGUUUCGUCCAUUGCUCCAAAGUCAUUUUCACCACGAUUGGAUCUUCGGAAGUUCCUCACGAUCACCUCUGUCCUCUGAACUUCCUUUGAUCUGUGAACGUCGUCGAGGAAACCUUACCCAACAUCUCUAAGGAUUCUUGACCGUACUUCUACCAACGAAUCCCUAACAUGAGUCCAUGAUAAAAACCCCUAUGACAACACGCCAGAUUUGGGCACCGCAUCUACGAAUCGUAAAGUCAUCUUCUUAUCGCAAAGCUCCUUCUUACUGCUAGUUCUGGUGACUCAAGCAGUCAUCAAGCUCCGAUGUCUACAUACUUCAUCCAGAGUUUAUCCAACUGUUUUUGGACAGUCGAUUCUACUCCUCCCAUGUGUCCUCAACCAUCUAUCGCUCUCUAGGUAGAUUCCAUUUGUCGAUUCAAAGGGUUCAUUGGGCCUUAUAUUUCUGCCAGAAUAUCUCGUUUCGUCCGUUCGUUGGUUAUACGGGCGAUUGUUCUUCAAUGUCUGGACCCAUAACCUCGGUUGAAUGCAGAUCACAUAGAUCAUCGAAGUUUCGUAACUCUCCGAGACCCAAUACAAGUGAUCCAGCUUUCAAGCAAAUACAGGAUCCACCCGGUCAGAAUAUACCGCCUGAAUUUACCCUAAAUGCGCAUCAUGUUUGCCGGUACUCCUUCCGAUAAGCUAGAUACCUUACGAGUUUCCACUACACUCCUCCAUCUAUGUAAUGAGCACUUGCGUGCGCAGCCUUUUCUUUUUUCUCGCUCUUUCAUUUUGUUGAACGCAAGAAAGAGCAAGAUAAAAGAGGGGGCAAAGUGCCCCCUCUAUUAUCUGUUUCUUUCGCGUGUUUGUUUACGAGAGUGAGUGCGAAAAAAGAAAAAGCUGCGCACGCUAGAGGUAAUGAGUCGAGGAUGCAUGAAUAUAGUUUUCGCGUAAUUGGAAUCAGUUUGUUGCUCAAAUGGAUUUCAAGGUUUCAAAGGAGUCCAAGGAGGAUGAUAGGCUAAGAGAUAUUAUGGUGAAGUCAUGCGAGGUUCCAGGAGGCUUUUAAGGGAGUUCCAGGGAGGACUCGUAGGCGUUUUAGGUGAUUUCAGCGAAGUAUCCUUGAACCGUGAAGACAUCUACUCGUCGCAAAGCUCCUUCCUAGUGCUAGUUCUGAUACCCAAGUAGUCCUCAAACUCCGAUAUUUACAUACUUCUUCCAGAGUUUAUCCAACUCUUUUUGAACAGUCGGUUCCACUCCUUCCGUGUUUCGCUCUAGCUAGAUUCCAUUUGUCGAUUCCAAGGGUUCGUUUGGCCUGAUAUUUCUGUCGGAAUAUCUCGGUGUAGUGUACAUUACCUAUGCAGGCAAUUAUUCUUUAAUGUCUAGGCCCAUAACCUCUGUUGAGUGCAGAUCACAUAGAUCAAAUAAGGCUUUUCUUCUCCACCACCUAUGAAGACAGUAACUGUCACUUCCCCAUCUAUCGACGAACACACUUCAGUACAAAUUUGCCUUCUUUGAUCGCGAUAACUUCCUCCUGGUGUGAAACUACGUAGCUCCUCGCUACUCGAGUACUACUAGUAGUAGAUCUACACUCACUGUAGAAGUCUGUCUGCAAACGAAGCUUGUAAACGUUCCAGGGUUCCAAAUUCCUCUAGACUCCAAGAGUCUAGAGCUGGUCCUGAAUUCGUAUUAUGUGCCCAGAACACAUCUGUCAUUCUCCUGUGCCACGUAGUUACAUACGUGACUAAUAUUUCGCAAAAAGGAACAUUACCCCAUAACCACAGCUCUAUUCUCAAUAACUUAUUUUUUGAUGGCUCAUGUUGUAGCCUCGCUAGCAACUCUGAUUCCCAUUUUUUCCUACGACUUUCAUAACUAUUUAACGGUACGACACCCUCUCUCUAGCAACUUUGCUCUUGUUCUUCGCUUUCUUGACUUGCAUCUGGUACAGAACAUCGAUGUUUCGGAACUCUCCAAGCCCUAAUGCAAGUGGCCCAAUUUCCGUGCUUAUACUGGAUCCGACCAUUAUAUCAUUCGUUUAGGGAUGGUGAUAGGCUAAGAGAUUUUAAGAUGAAGUCAUGGUAUUAGGGGGCUUUUCAGGGAGGUUUCAGAGGCAUUUCAAGACGUUUCCGGGCAUUUCGGUGGGCCUUUGGAGGGUUUCAAAGGCGUUUUAAAAUAUUUAAAGGCGUUUCAGGGCUUUUCAGGGGGACCUUACUAGGCUUUCGAAUGAGCUUCAAGGGUUUCAGAGGCGUUUCAGGAGGUUUCAGGUGGAUUCUAGUAGACAUCACGGGCUCUCUGUGAAAUUUGAGAGGCGUUUGAGAGGCAUUUCGAAGCCUUUCAAGGCGUUUUAGGGGUUACAGAGGUGCUUUAGCAGGAUUCACGGUCUCUCAGGAAAAAGGGAUUCCAGAGGGAGUUUAGGGUACCUCAAGGGCUCUCAGGUGAAAUUCAGGGACAGCUUAACGGGUUCUCUGCCAAGCUUCAAGGCGUUUUAGGGCACUUCAGGGGAACCACACUUUCAUUUGAGCCUGGGGGUUCAGAGGGAGAUUCCAGAGGCAUUUCAGGAGGUUACAGAUGGAUUUUAGUGAACUUCACGGGCUCUUAGUUGAGUUUCGGAGGCGUUUCAGAAACAUUUAAAGGCGUUUUAGUGCGUUUAGGAGGUUUCAGAGGCUCUUUAGGAUGAUUCGCAGUCUCUCAGGCAAGAGAGGUUGCAGAGGGGCUUUAGGAGACGUCACAGGCUCUCAGGUGAGCUUCAAGGGACUUCAGAGAUGUUUUAUGAGAUUUCAGAGAAGCUUCACGGGUUCUCUGGAAAGCUUGAGGCUUUAAAGGAGUUUUUCAGGGAGGUUUCAGAGGCGUUUUAGGGCAUUUAAGGAGAACCAGGCUUUUAGAGGCGUUUCAGAGGCAUUUCAAGACGUUUCAGGGUAUUUUAGGAGGUUUCAGAGUUGGUUUAUGAGGACUCACGGUCUCUCAUGUAAAGGGGUUCCAGCGCGACUUAAGGGGACUUCACUCACCCUUCACAGGCUCUCUUGUAAGCUCCAGGAGGUGUUCAGACACGUUUCAGAGGAGCUUUGGGGGUAUCAGGUAUCAGUAGGUCGGCUCCAGAGGCACAUUCUACACCAUUUUGGAAAGUUUUGCCAUCGCCAUGAACACAAGUCUGUUCUUUGAGGGGGGGAUCUUCAUAGCUCUCAUGUGAGCUUCAGCGGUGAGGGCUCAGAAACGUUUCAACACGUCUCGAACUGAAUACGCUGCGCUGGUAGAUCCGAUAACAUAUGCUCAAGGAAGUUAUUGGAGAACCUAAAACAGAGCUUUAACUCACAUGUUGCUCGAGCCUGUUUAAGUAUGAAUUCCAUUCAUAAUGAUUCAGCAGAUUACUGAUUACGGUUGUAGAUUCGAUGGCCUUUUCUGCAAGGUGCCCUCGGAUACUCUAGGGUAUCAGAAGGCCGUCUCCAGAGGCACAUUAUCCUCCAUUUGAGACAUUAGUGCCAUUCUCUACCCUUAUUCAUAAUACAGUGACAAGUCACAAGAGAUACAUGUAUGUAAAUGCGAUGACUUUUUGAGGACCUUUCAAAACACGCUCUUCAAUUGUCUCUCAGCCGUUGAUCAACCAACAGUCGUCCAUUUAGCAUGUGAUACUGUUACAUGAAUUCUGGCUUCUGUAACAGUCAGUUAAUUCACCUAAGGAUGUCGGAAAGGGGCUACCACGGCGGCUACGUGGCCUGCCGAUUCAUCUCCAGGUCGAUACAAACUCCUAAGAACAGGUUCUUAUUUACUUAUUUGAGCUCAAUAAGCCUGUUGAACUAGCCUAGCCCGUUUACGCAGAAGUUUCCAAGUUUUGCCAUUAAACGAUCGCUUUAUUACACACUUAUGCAGCUGGUCUUUCUGGUCUGCUGGUCUUCUGGCCUUCUGAUCUUCUGGUCCUCUGAUCUUUUGGUCUUCUUGUCUUCUGGUCUUCUGGUCUUCUGGUCUUAUGGUCUUCUGGUCUUCUGGUCUUCUGGUUAUCUGAUCAUCUAGUCUUCUGGUCUUCUGGCCUUUUGAUCUUCAGGUCUUCUUGUCUUCUGGUCUUCUGGUUUUCUGGUUUUCUGGUCUUCUGGUCUUCUGGUCUUCUGGUCUUCUGGUCUUCUGGUCUUCUGGUCUUCUGGCCUUCUGAUCUUCAGGUCUUCUUGUCUUCUGGUCUUCUGGUUUUCUGGUUUUCUGGUCUUCUGGUCUUCUGGUCUUCUGGUCUUCUGGUCUUCUGGUCUUCUGGUCUUCUGGUCUUCUGGUCUUCUGGUCUUCUGGUGUUCUGGUCUUCUGGUCUUCUGGUCUUCUGGUCUUCUGGUCUUCUGGUCUUCUGGUCUUCUGGUCUUCUGGUCUUCUGGUCUUCUGGUCUUCUGGUCUUCUGGUCUUCUGGUCUUCUGGUCUUCUGGUCUUCUGGUCUUCUGGUCUUCUGGCCUUCUGAUCUUCAGGUCUUCUUGUCUUCCGGUCUUCUGGUAUUCUGAUCUUUUGGUAUUCUGAUCUUCUGGUAUUCGUGUCAUAUAAUCUUCUGGUCUUCUGAUCAUCUUGUCUUCUGGUAUUCUGGUUUUCUUGCAUCUAGUCCUCUGGUAUUCCGGUUUUCUGGUCAUCUGGUCUUCUGAUUAUCUGGUCUUCUGGUCAUCUGAUCAUCUGGUCUUCUGUUUAUCUAUUCUGGUCGUCUGGCCUUCUGAUCUUCUGGUCCUCUGAUCAUCUACCGUUUCACCCUCGAUGGGGAAAGUAGCCUGACUUGGAUGUCAGGCACGUAGCUUGGUCCUUUGAGUCUGCCUACGAAUAUCAAGCACUUGAAUUGAUCGAUCUACAAGGCAUAAGUCUAGAACACUUCACACGCCCUGUUGACCUUCAUCACCAUAGCUGAUGAGUUGAAGACGGUGGUUUGCUUACCGAAGGCUUCCAUCGGCGUUUUGACGUUGUCGGCGAACGGAACGUCCCUCGGUAGUUGUGGAAGAAUGUAGUUGACGUAAAAACUGUGGAAGGCAGUGUCCAACUUCAGGAGCAGAAGCCAAACUUUAGCCGAAACGGACUGUUUUCAUGCCGUUUUCCGCAUCGAAACGGAACUCGCUGAUGUUCGUUGACUGUGACUCCAGUACCUGUUCUUUGUUUGUUGCUUGAGGAAUGGCAAACUGCUGGAGAAGCUGGGUCAUUUGCAAAAUAGCUGCCUGAAGUUCUUCGUUCGCUGCCGUCAAAAUGAAACGUCAACAACGAUGCGAUGUUUUUUGCAUGCACUUUUGUAGCAGUGCGAUGUUUUCCUAACACACUGGCUGCGCUUUGCAGCAACUGACCGUUCUUUGAUGUCUGUCAGUUGUUGCAGUUAUCGAAUUUCAUUCACUAAGUGUAACGUAAACAUUCUGCAGCUAUCGAAUGUCUAAUGUACUUAUUACAAUAGGCUUACCUUACCUUACCUUACCGGUCAGGCUAAGGCCGGGGUGGCCUCUGCUGUACAUAGUAGCCGCCUCCAUUCCACUCGGUCCAUGGCUGUUUGUCUCCAGUUCCGCACUCUGCGUAGGGUCCGCAGAUCGUCCUCCACUUGUUCGACCCACCUAGCUCGCUGCGCUCCACGUCUUCUUGUACCGGUCGGAUGGCUCUCGAGAACCAUUUUAGUCGGGUUGCUAUCCGACAUCCUGAUGACGUGACCCGCCCACCGUAGCCUCCCGAUUUUCGCGGUAUGGACGAUGGUUGGUUCUCCCAGCAGCCGAUGCAGCUCGUGGUUCAUUCGCCUUCUCCAAGUCCCGUCUUCCAUCUGCACUCCGCCGUAGAUGGUACGCAACACCUUCCGUUCGAAAACUCCAAGGGCGCGUUGGUCCUCUGCACGUUAUUACAAUAGGACACUGCAUGAAAUUCUCUCCUUCUCUUUCACUCUCACAGAAAUUUUGUAGACAACAAGGCCAAGAAAUGUCAAAAUCCCAUACAAAAUCAAAACAAUGUAGCGCCUUAUAUACCUAUUUUGAUUGACAGUUGCACUUCUAAUGAACCUAAUAAUUUUCACAUGCUCUACAGUCAGUGAUUGCUGCGAUUGCUGGAAUAAGCUCGUUUCCAUGGCCACCUUACCAACACGAUUUAACUUAAUUUAAGUAUUUAAAACCUGUAUGAAGAUUCCAACUACGGAAACCUUGGAUGACUGAGCAUAUUCUCGCUUUAAAAAACGAGCAAAAUCCUCCUCCAAAAAACACAGUAAAUGCUACACUCGAACUGCAACUUUUUCAGCUAUAUUUGACAGAUCACACAUAUGAAAGACACUUCAACAGUCGUUCCUAUUUUAUUGUAUUUAGUGACACUCUGAUAUCAUGACUUACUCUGCGAUUGAAACAUGUUAACAAAGGAGAAACGAACAUCAAAAACAUAACCUACGCCUAGAAAAAAAAAACAAACAAGUUAACUCAGAAAAUGGAAUGCAUGGGCCUAAAAAAUUGGCAAAAAAAAUAUGUCCACUGUGAUGUUUUCUUUCAAUUCUAACGUGCUGAAAGAAAGAUAACUCAAAAAGAACCGCGCUUCCAACGUCCAACGAUGCACUGUUAUUACUGUUGUUCAAAACUCUACUCACUAAAAAGAGAAACAAAUAAAUCAAAGUGUGUUCCAUUUGUUUCGGAAAACGAAACUUUAAAUUAUUGCCUCGAUUGUUUACUAUUGUUUAUUUACAUUCUAGACACGCUCAAGAAAACUCACUCACAAAUGACGACACCACGCAAAGCGAAUGAAAAACAACACGCACACACGCGCAUAAACACAUCUUAUAGAACGACUUACGUUAAGUUUGAGGUUAAGAGUAAACAGCUUUUGUCCCAUUCUUGCCAUUUUGUUUUUUAUACCUUAAGUAGACACAACGAAGAGUUAGGAGAUACAAAAAAUAUAUAAAUAGUAAUCCUAUUCCUUAGCGUAAGUGUAAAAAUACACUGCUGCUACAGUUGCUGAUAUUGCACGAACACACACACACACACGCAACUUGUUUGCGUUGUUUAUUAGUUUUAGGAAUACUUCUUACGAGAAAUUCUCUGUGAAAUGCUUGUAUUUUCCUCCCCCUAUACAAAUGUAAGGCUGUAAAUAGAAACUACAAAAAUGACAAUCAAAGCAAUCGUGCUCAAAUGGAACGAAACAAACGAGAUGAUACACACAGCGAGAGAGAGGGAGACCGAUACCGAGACAGACUCUUUCUGUCUCAUUCGAUUAGAGACACUCUCUUCGUGUGAAAUAUUUUUAGUCCAAUAAUGUUACACUUAUUGAGAAAAAUUUUAUCUUUAUUUUUUGUUCACUGUUUUCGUUGUCGUUUAUUUUUUAGAUGUUUGUCUGUUUUGCAACAAAAAAAAAAAAAAAGAAACCCCAAAAGUUAACCACGCGCGUUACCGAACCACUACCAAUGCGUGCGGCUCGUGUUUGUUCUCCUGUCUUCCCCCAUUGUUUUGCUAGAAUUGAUUGUUACUAUUGUUCCACUCUUGAGAUUAACAAAUUGAGAUUAUGAUGUGUACGGAAAAGUGACGAAAUUGCAACUACUGAAAUUCGUAUAUUUAUGUGUAGAAAAGAAGGAAAAACCUAGAGCCGCCACGAAGCAAUAUUAGACAAUGAAAAAAAAUGUGAUUCAUUCUUUAAAUUAUAUCUUCUUAUUCCUCUUAUGUUUGUGAACUGAAAACAGAUGAGAUUUGUUGAUUUUCUUAUUUUAUUUUUGGUUAUAAAAAAAGUGAAGAAUCUAUAGCUUAAGGAAACUUUUUCCUUGUUUGUUUUAGACAGAGAAAGAAUGGAAGUAACAUACGUAUUUCAUCUGUUAUAGUUGAAAUUUAUUUAAAAAGAGAAAACGGAAAUUCGUUACAUUUGUAAGGUGAUAUUAUCUAGACAAAUAUAUAGUUUUUAUUUUUAUAAGCAAAGUAGUUCUAAUAUUUUUAGCAGCAAUCUGAACUGUGUAUGUGUUUUCCUCUAUGUUUAUUUUUGUCAUUUCUAAUGUUAAAGUUUGUUUAGAUAAAUAUUUUAUGCCACUCCACUAUUUGAUUGAUGUAGUAAUAUGUUCAGUUUUUUUUCUUCUCUAGCAGAGUUGUAAUUAAAUAAAAAAAAACAUUAUUCUCUUUCGCAAACCACAACAAGUAAAGUGUAUAGUUACAAAACAAAAUGUUGCCCUAGGUUAAACCGUGUAAUCAUCCGUACAUUUCUAGUAGGUAGUCGCAACAUCAACACACACAAAAAAAAUCAGAGAUCAUCAAUAAAUGUUUGACUAAUUCGAACAAU